AUUGCUGAAUUGAUGGGGAAAUUUGUGCGAAAUUGUGCUAGAUUUACCUAGACAAAAUAAAAAUCCAUUCGAAAUCGUAAUUUUGUACCAAUUUACUGGCAUCAGCCCAAAAUUACGCAUUUCAUUUCGGUUGUUUACGUGCCGUUCGAAUGAUGUGAAUGCGUAAACGCAAUCCCAUAACACAAUGUGCUCUACGACAGCAGCAGCAGCAGCACUGAGGGCGAAGAAUGAUCGCUUCGAUGGAGAGCCGCAAGAGGGUGCUCGCAAUGCGUACGAUUCCAAAUGAUGUCUUCAAUUUUUGACAUUCCGCAGAAAAUUGAUGUACAAAAAAGUUUGUUUACUUUUUAGCGGGCGCAAAACAUUUCCAUCACAAAUUUUAAUUUGAAUUUCAGCCGCACACAUCGAAUCAACACCAUGGAAAGUUCACCAGUGAGUGGAAAAGAUAAUUUGGAGGUAACCGGAGUUUCAAGAAGUGGACGCGUACGAAAGAAAUCAUCAAAAUUGCUGGAUUUUCAGUCACCCGAUGACAUUGACACAGCCAAAGUGCUGAAACGCACCGCACACAAAAGUCCAUCCACAAAAAUCGCAUCACAACGGUCGGCCACCAACUCUGGCGCCCAUUCAAAAUCAUCGAUCAAAGCGUAUUUCCAGCCAGUUGUAAAAGCAACCAACAGUUCACACACCACAAAUAAUUUGCUGCGAACACCGAACAAACAUGAGAAACCCGAAGUGGCCAUCGACAAACAGAUCGACAUGCUGUUGUCAUCGAGUAAAUAUUCAGCGGACGACGAUGACGAUGUGGACGAUGACGAUGACGAUGAUGCAAUGAAUGUAGAUAAUAACAAUGAUGUCGAUUCUGAUGAGGAUUUUGAACUAGCAAUCGAUACGACAAUGCGAAAGAGUGCGUAUAUGUCUGAGAAAUCAUCGAAAAAGAAGAUUUUCAAAGACGGUGAAAUUGUACUGAGUCGACCGCAACGAAAAGACAAAGGCAAACCACGAUUUACCGCGUAUAUGCUGUGGGCGAAAGAGGCACGGCAAGAAUUGCAAAAAUCAAAUCCAAACAUGGAUUUCUCACAAGCAUCACGGCGUUUGAGCAAGAUGUGGGCCAUUGUACCGAAUAAUGAGAAAAAUAUAUGGCGACGCCGUGCUAAACGUGUUACCGUCAAAAAUAAAAAAGCAUUGAAAACCGGCGACAAAUUAACCACAAAAUAUUUGAAUAAACCGGGUCAAAAGAAACCGGGCCGCAAGCCAAAACGUACAAAAGACACAAAACCAGAUGUGAUUCCAUCACCAUCACCAUCGAAAAAAACCAAAAGCGAUCGAAGGUCCACCGCAUCGAAUAGCUCAAGGGAUGAAGAUCUAUCGAAACAGAAAUCGGUGCUGAAUAACAGUAAUAAUUUAAGCGCAAUAUUGCCGGGAGCGUACAAAGUCACUGGCAUCGGGCCGACCGAAGUAGCCGCACAUCUCAAACUAUUAGGCGAUAAUUUAGCAAUCAUCGGCCAACGGCUCAAAGAACAUGAGGGUCAAAUAACCGUUUCCGGCAGUCUAUCGGUGCUGUUGGACAGCUUACUAUGCUCACUCGGCCCGUUAAUGUGUCUUACAACAAUCAUACCGGAGGUGGAUGAACCUGGCCAUCUAAAAGAUACUCUAGUUAAUAUACUGGAUAAUAUCGCGUACGUGAUGCCUGGACUUUAAAAGUGACUCCGUCGUCGGCUCUUUUAUUUUGUUUAUUUAGACGUUUUUGUUUAGCAUUUUAAGGUUGUCUCUCGUCGAGUUAGUCAAUGCAAAUAUAUUUCAAAGUAUACAUUUGAAAAAAAAAACCAACACUUUUUUGACCAAAUGCAAAAUAAAGAAUUUUUAUGGAAAUCGAAAUCGAAAUUGAAACCAACGGAAAAA
Molecule: messenger RNA, 1896 nt
Organism: Sitodiplosis mosellana (orange wheat blossom midge)
Lineage: Eukaryota; Metazoa; Arthropoda; Insecta; Diptera; Cecidomyiidae
Product: HMG box-containing protein 4
Exons: 3
Coding region: 415-1695 (426 amino acids)
Source: RefSeq, a predicted model, not a curated record